This is a messenger RNA of Myotis brandtii (Brandt's bat), 2156 nucleotides long. It is a transcript of the gene THAP2, whose product is annotated as THAP domain containing, apoptosis associated protein 2. NCBI's taxonomy places the organism in Eukaryota, Metazoa, Chordata, Mammalia, Chiroptera, Vespertilionidae. Gene Ontology annotation, cellular component: nucleus. The transcript has 3 exons. The record is from RefSeq and is a predicted model, not a curated record. The coding region runs from base 23 to 679 and encodes 218 amino acids.
GCCGAAUGAGGGGGGAAGGGACAUGCCGACCAAUUGCGCCGCGGCGGGCUGUGCCACUACCUACAACAAGCACAUUAACAUCAGCUUCCACAGGUUUCCUUUGGAUCCUAAAAGAAGAAAAGAAUGGGUUCGCCUGGUUAGGCGCAAAAAUUUUGUGCCAGGAAAACACACUUUUCUUUGUUCAAAGCACUUUGAAGCCUCCUGUUUUGACCUAACAGGACAAACUCGACGACUUAAAAUGGAUGCUGUUCCAACCAUUUUUGAUUUUUGUACCCAUAUAAAGUCUAUGAAACUCAAGUCACGGAAUCUUCUGAAGAAAAGUAACAGUUGUACUCCAACCGGACCUUCUAAUUUAAAAUCAAACAUUAAUAGUCAACAAGUGCUACUUGAACACAGUUAUGCCUUUAGGAAUCCUAUGGAGGCAAAAAAGAGGAUAAUUAAACUGAAAAAAGAAAUAGCAAGUUUAAGAAGGAAAAUGAAAACUUGCCUACAAAAAGAACGCAGAGCAACUCGAAGAUGGAUCAAAGCCACUUGCUUGGUGAAGAAUCUAGAAGCAAAUAACAUAUUACCUAAAGGCACAUCUGAACACAUUUUACCAACUGCCUUAAGCAGUCUUCCUUUGGAGGAUUUCAAGAUUCUUGAACAAGACCAACAAGAUAAAACAUUACCAAUUCUCUAAAUAUAAACCAGAUCAAGAGUGCUUUUAUUUAAGAUUAGCCUGCACACAAAAAGAAAAGAAAAAAGAUUAGCUUGCAUCGAUCUUGAUGCCCAUCAUUUAUUCUAUUCAAAGGUAAAGAUAUUUAAGGAAAUAAUGCCAAAAUUGGGUAUUUAAUAAAGUUUUACUUGAAGUAACGUUCUUACUGUAUAACUUAUGAAGACUUGAUUACAAAAAUAGAAAUCUUCUCCCUUUACCAUAUAUUCAGUCCCAAAUAUGAAACUUAUUUGAAAAAGCAUGGAAGUGCCUUACAUGAGAAUUGCAUACAUUAAAAAUUUGCUAGGAAGUUUUGCAAGAUGUGUUUUUGCCUUUUUAAACAACUUUUGAAGAAUAGUCUAUAACAAGUAAUGUGUUUAAUUUAUAUUAGAAAAAAAUGUUUUUGUGUACCAAAGUUGAGACAUUACAUUCUAAGUAAGGUAAGUAGGAGUUAACCAAUAUUAAAUAUGACUUUAAAACUGCUGGGGUUUGUAUUAAAUUAUUACUGACACUGUGAUUUGGAAACUUUACAGAAAAAAAGCCUGAGUUGCAGGGCAAGUUCUUUUAUUUAAACUUUCUAUAUCUUUUUAACAGUAAAAGUGAGCUAAUCAUAAUCUCCCUCAUAAGAAUAUUAUCUUUUAGAAUGGAUUGUAAAAUAUUUUGAAAAUAUUUUAAAUAUGAAGUACCCUUGAGUCAUCCAAGCUAGUAAGGACUCAAGUACCUCAGACUAGUAAAAACUGGUAGCUGGUUAUAUUAACCUUCUAAGAAAAUAUGUUGUGAAAUAAUGCAGAGAUCAGGAUCUAACUUUUACCUUUAACAAAAAGAUAACUGUAUACUACUCUUUUACUAAAAAAAAAUUUUUUUUAAUUUCAAAAUUGAUGCAUUAGUAAGCAAAUAUGCUACCAGUUCCGUUAGAAAACUCCCUCUGCCUUCAUGUAUGUUGAUACCAAAACGUUUAAGCUUUCCCUACCCCAAAAAACCUACAGUAGAAUUUAAUCAUAAAACAGUACUUACUAUAUUAUAUCUUUACAACUUAUAACUUAAAAUGGAAUCCGUUUUUCUUACACAUCAGCUUGCUUUUUAUUUCCUUUCUUAGUAAGAGUAGAAUAGAACAAUCGUACUGCAUAAGGGAAAUAAAAUGUACUUCUCUACAAAAACACGUGUCUGUGAAUAAAGCUAUGCAAGUGCUAAUUAUUUUACAAAAUAGAAUAUCAGAACUAUUCUUAUUGUCGCCACUUGAACAAUUAAAGAGUUUGCCUUACUUCACCAGAUAAAUGUUUAAUAAGAACACUUUCCUUCAAAUAGUUUUGAUCAAAUCCAGCAAAAAUUUACUAAUGUAUCAUGAUGUAUCAUGAAGUUAUUUAAUCCUGAUUCAAGCUUUCUGACACCACCAUAUAAAAGUAACAUACACCUAAUCGUAAAUUGCUAUAAAUCUUUCCUAUAAAGUAAAUGCUACUUGAUGAUU